Messenger RNA from Lodderomyces margitis, 1965 nucleotides. RefSeq lists its product as uncharacterized. Bases 1 to 1965 code for a protein of 654 amino acids. Lineage: Eukaryota; Fungi; Ascomycota; Pichiomycetes; Serinales; Debaryomycetaceae. The record is from RefSeq and is a predicted model, not a curated record. The transcript has a single exon.
AUGGGGUCAAGCGAAGAUGACGAAACUCUCAAAAUUUUAGCUUCGAUUCGAAUUAGCAAGCUGAUUGACGAUGUUCAAUUGAAGUAUCUAGCUCAACAAGGAGAAAAGGGAUACCUGGAGCGUGUAAUACGCGAUGUUUUAAAUACAGUGUUUGAUCUCAGUCGUCGUUCAGUACUGGAUCCUGUCAAGCACACAUUGGUGUCCUACUGCUUGAAUCCAUGCUGCAACAUGUCAAUUCAAUCGUUGCUUCAUGUGUUAGCUAACCUAGGACCUACUCAAAGUCGAGUUCAUGGAGUGGAACACGCUCAGUCUAAAAAAGUUCCUGUUGCUUUGCAGGUCGAACUAUUGAGCCAAAUUGCAACUAGAAUUGAAUUUUUUGCAACUGCAAUUCAAACACAUUCCUUCAUUGUUUUGCCUAUCCUAAUAAAACUAAUGGCGUAUGAAUUCUUGCGGGACCACGUUUCAAGUUUGGUUAUUUUUAUCUUCUUGCACAACAACUCACCAGAACUAAUAACCUUCAAGAACAGGAAGCAAGAGGAUGAGUUUUAUUUUACUACUAGAUGGGAAUCUAACUGGAUCAGAGGCUUAAAAGUCAAAUUCCCUGCAGAUUCAAACUUGCGACGUUUAAUUGAAGUGAUUGAAGUGACUACUAGUGCGAAGCCACUUUCUCUGACUCUAUGCACAAUUACUGGGAAGGGUAAAACUGGCAUAUUAUGUUUGGGGACAGGGGAAGAAAACGUUAAACGCAGAAAGAAGAAUUCUGAUUCGAAAGGCAGCAUGACUCGAGACAUGAUGAGUAGCUGGGUACCCAUUGGUACACCCAGUAACCACUUGGAAGCUUCACAAAAGAACUCGUUUGCCAUUCAGCUAUGUACAAAUAAGUUGAAUCUAACUGACGUCGAUAAUUAUUUGAAGAUUACCUCCUUCCAGAACAAAGAUUUUUUGAACCAUUGGAUUGUAAAUGUUUUAUGGCACUUUCGACGCUUUAAUAAAGACAAUUUUAGUAUAGGCCUGAUUAAUGAAUUCGUGUUAAAUUUGAACCAUCAAAAAACCUGGUCUCAGCUGUUCCACAGGAGGAUCAAAUUCAUACGACUAGUGCAGGCAAACGUCGAUGAAUUGCGGUCAAUGAUUAUCAAUGACCAGGUAAAUUUGGAAGCAAACUAUUCCCAAAAAGGGAACCCUUAUUAUCUGCAUUUGAGUGAGGAAUAUCUCAAAGAAAUAUUAUUGUUACUUGAAGUAAGUAUGCUGAGAAAUCCCGAGAUUUUGACAGAGAUAUCCCCCCUAUUAUUACAACUUACUACUCAGUUCAGCCCCUGGAUUGGCGGUACGGUGGUGAGAAAAAUACUCUUGUUAUAUAGAAAACAACGGGAAGCAGAUAUUUCACUCAGUACUAGCAUUGCAGUGCCACGUUGCGUCGUCUACUUCCUGUUGCUACAUGGUGAUUUGAAUGUAUUGGACGAAAUUUGUUUCCACGUUGCUGAAGAGAAAAAGCUUCAUUACACUAGCGACAAAUUGCGAAGGAUGCAAAACUCUUUGACCAUGGAUUUCGUAAAUAUGGUUUGGAGAGGAAAGUUCCUCAGUUUCAAUCGGCGACAGGAUUCCCCACAUAAGGCACUUUUUCUCAACCCUUUCUUAUUGCCGAAGUUGGCGCACAACACUUGCAUCUCCAGCAGUGAACUUGACGAUAUCGGGGGAAUUUUGAUGAGUCCUACCUUUGUUUUCACUGCAACUAAAAUUUUGCGACAUUUGGAAGAUCAGCAUAACCUUGAUGUGCGAAUUGAAGGUCCCUUAACCGAAGAGAAUGUAACUUCGAUGCGGGCAGAUGAACGAACUGAGUGGUUACCCUUAACUCGGGAACAAAUCAAGCUUGAAAUCCUAAAGGUCCUCGAUCUGAGAGGUUUUACGGGUAUUUGUGAUAUGAUGUUCAAGUCUUUGAAGUCAUUGUCAGGAGCAAGAGGGAAUUAG